Paramecium sonneborni is the source of this 917-nucleotide messenger RNA. The record is from the annotation of a GenBank genome assembly. NCBI's taxonomy places the organism in Eukaryota, Ciliophora, Oligohymenophorea, Peniculida, Parameciidae.
AUGAUAGAAAUAUUCUGUGUAUUCUUGUGAAUUAUCAUUAUCUUUGGUUUAUCUAUAUAUUAUAAGCAAUUGAAAAAAGAACUAAAAGAUUAUUGGGAUAAAGUAAUUAAAGAAUUAAUAAGAUAACUAUUGAAUUCAAACAUAUNGAACCUUAAUAGGAAUAGUAAGAUGAAAAUUAAUAACCAUAAGAGGAUAAAUAGAAAAAAAAAGAAGAGAAGAAAUAGAAAAAAGAAGAAAAAAAAUAAAAUGAUUAAGAUAAUAAGAAGAAAAAAGAAGAAGAAAAAAAGAAAAAGGCAGAAGAGGAAAAAAAGAAAAAAGAAGAAGAAAAAAAAAAAUAAGAAGAAUAAAAGAAGAAGAAAAAAUAAGAGGAAGAAGAGAAGAAAAAGAAAUAAAAAGAAGAAGAGGAAGAAAAAAGAAAAAAAUUAAAAGAAGAUUUAGAAAAUAAAAAUUAAGAUAAAGAAUAAAAUGAAGAAACAUAAGAAUAAAAUGAAUAAGAAACAUAAUAAGAAGAUGAAGAUCCAGAUGCAGAUAAAAGUGCAGAUAAAAAUUAAAAUGAAGAUGAAAAAUCUAAUUAAGAAGAAUCUUAAGAUGCAAAAGAUUAAGAUAAUUAAUCAUAAACGAAAAACAAAAAAUCAUAAAAAAAAAAUGAUUCUAAUAAUAAGACAAAAGGAAAAGAAGAUUCAAAAAAAUAGAAAUAGGAAGAAGAUGAUAAAGGAGGAGAUGAUGAAAAAGAAGAAAAAAGAGAAAUUCCAGAUUCUUAUUUUAAAGAACCACAAUUAUAAAAUAAAAAAUGGGAAGAUUUUUACAGUGGCAAUUUCAAUUUCAUAACUUAAAAUUAAGAAAUUGAUGAUGAUGAAAUGUAAUUUGACACAAUUGAUGUUGUUGAUGACUUUUAUGAUCCUUUUCAUUUAAAUUGA